AUAUUGGCUUAAAUGGUUUGAUUGAAAUGUAAAUUAGCUAAGGUAUAUAACGCGGUCCUCCUAGCACUAACUCAAAUGCUUUAUUUCUCCUUCUCUCGAAAGCUUAAGAAGCUAAACAAGAGCCAUGAAGAUUAGACUGCCAGUCGCGGUUGCCUUGAUCAUCUGUCUUCAACUGUCCGAGGGGACUAACACUCCAAUCCUUCCCUCCGAUUACCAAGAUGUCAUCAAACAAGGCUUCUCAACAAAUUGGUUCAAGACCAGCGACCCGUUAUCUAAAUACAACGCCCAGAACAUCGAUGAUGUCUAUGCAAGAGGCUUUCGCAACUUGCGACUUCGAUGCAAUGCUGAAUUGUAUACAGCCCCCUACACUGACUCUGCAUUCGAUGAUUUUCUCACGAGUUUGGCUACGGUGGUGGAUAAGUGUAUCCAAGUUGGCGUCACUCCCAUAAUAUCGUGGAUUCACCACCAGGACGAAGCGUUCGCCAAGGAGCAAGCACGACUCAACUACGUGGCAUGGUGGACGAAGGUAGCGACACACCUUAAAGACAGGUCAUACAACCUCAGCUUCAAUCUCUUCACCGAGUUAGGGAUCGACGGGUGCGGGAACCAAUGCAGCGAGAGUCUGCGCGAGAAUACCACGGCCUACAACCAGUGGACCAAAGACGUGGCCAGCGCGAUUCGCAAAUCCGGGGGCAAGAACGCACAGCGCAUCCUCAUACUUGGCUCGCCUAAGAAGACAGCCAAAGACCUCGAUCAAAUCGAUCCGACCAUCUACGCGAAUGACGACUAUAUGAUGGCAGAGUGGCACAUCUACGCGUCCGGACCGAAUAAGGUGGAUGGAAGUCAGAAAUACUGGUCUGGCGAUGGCUCGCCUUUAGGAAGAAAGAACGUGGAAGAUAACAUUCAGUACGCGACGGAUUUCACCCAAACCAGCAAACUCGCAACGUACCUGGGCGCCUGGAUGCCCACCGAUAACAAGGACGGAGCCUUGGACGAGGCAGAGGUGAUCAGCUUUGCACGGUACUUUGCCAAGAAGUUGAAGGAGCAAGGAGUCCCGUGGUCGUUGAACGUGCUGGAUAGGUAUUACGACACAGCCAACAACGAGUGGUUGAAAGACCCACAAGACAUCAAAGGCGCCUUGAUCGACAUGAACAAGGUGCUCAAUAAUAUCAAGAAAGUCAUGUAACUUGUGGUAAUGCUCUUGUCGACACUAGACUGACUAUAUGUUGUAAUGAAAUGUGGGUAUAAAAUGUUCAGUUUUAAAAAGUUAUUUGUUAUUUGCCUUUAUUAUUUGGAUGUAGAAUUGGGCGUGACCUGUUUUGGAUUCCCCUGUGACUUUCUUGAAUACCGACCUAUGGAACAAUUACUCAUUUUAACCCAUUCGUACAUUACCUAAAUACCGCCGUAUACCCAGUCACUGCCCCACAGAGGUUUAAAGGCUUCAUAGAUGGCAUGCAUCGGCCCCAAAGAGAUUUGAUGUUUUCCUUGUUGACUUUGAAGAGCACUAGCAUGGUUAUAGCCAUUUGUAAUAUGUCAUUAACAGAAGACAAAUAAAAACGGUGUUGGUUGA
Messenger RNA from Nematostella vectensis (starlet sea anemone), 1570 nucleotides. RefSeq lists its product as uncharacterized. Bases 125 to 1186 code for a protein of 353 amino acids. The record is from RefSeq and is a predicted model, not a curated record. The transcript has a single exon. Gene Ontology annotation, biological process: glucan catabolic process. Lineage: Eukaryota; Metazoa; Cnidaria; Anthozoa; Actiniaria; Edwardsiidae. Gene Ontology annotation, molecular function: beta-glucosidase activity. Gene Ontology annotation, cellular component: extracellular region; cell surface.